This is a messenger RNA of Arabidopsis lyrata subsp. lyrata, 727 nucleotides long. RefSeq lists its product as uncharacterized. NCBI's taxonomy places the organism in Eukaryota, Viridiplantae, Streptophyta, Magnoliopsida, Brassicales, Brassicaceae. The record is from RefSeq and is a predicted model, not a curated record. The transcript has a single exon. Bases 180 to 518 code for a protein of 112 amino acids.
UUCAUGACUCUUUCCUAAAGACACCUCUAAAUAGAAAGAACGUAACCUCUAAACUCUAAAGUGAGAUUAUUGCCUUAAUUAACCAUAGACUUAAGAGAGAAGUUGUAAGUUUGUGUUAGUGGAGUAGAUGGAGAGUUAAGUACGCAACUCAACAUUUUCACUUUCUUUCAGCUAUAAAUAUGUUUAGAAGAGGUAUUACAUUCCACCACAUAGAAAAACUCUUUCACAAUAUUGCAGUUUAUUAUUUUAUCAUCCUUUUUUAUUUGUUUGAAAUCUUUGUGGCAAAAAUGGCAAAUGUUGGAAACACUAACCUGCAUGAUCGUUUUAGAACACUAGUUGGUGACCUGAACUUGGCACAAAAUCAGUUUCAGUUCAAAUGCGCGGAGUUAGUGAGAAAUUAUGAAGAGUCUCAACCGAAGAAGGUGCUGGAGGAAAAGAAAAUAGAUUUGGAAAAGCUCUACGAGAAGCUAAAAGAAGUUAUGAAGAAAAUUGUUGCUUUCGCCGCAAAAAUAGGUUAAUUUUACUUUUCUAAUGAAGAUCUCUUGUACAUAAAUAAUUGAGAUGUUGGUCUGUGUCUAAACUCUGAUGACGAGUGAUAUAUAGACAAGUUAAUUAUUUUACUUUUCUUGAACUAUUUAAGUCCUGUGAGACUUUCUUGUAAAUAAAUAAUUGCUGUCUCUAAACUCUGAUGAGUUAUAUAUAAAAUACAUAUGCAUUUGUUUUUAUC